Molecule: messenger RNA, 5692 nt
Organism: Schistocerca nitens (vagrant locust)
Lineage: Eukaryota; Metazoa; Arthropoda; Insecta; Orthoptera; Acrididae
Gene: Ttd14
Product: TRPL translocation defect protein 14
Exons: 12
Coding region: 171-1496 (441 amino acids)
Biological process (GO): photoreceptor cell maintenance
Molecular function (GO): GTP binding; phosphatidylinositol binding; phosphatidic acid binding
Source: RefSeq, a predicted model, not a curated record
UCGUUCAAGGCGGCAUGGAGGAUGGUGGGGCUGCGUAGGUGAACAGAGGGGAAGAGAAGCAUCUUUCGUUGCUGACGAAUGUCAUAAUCAAUUAUCGUGAUCGCAAUGAUUUGACUAGCACUACCGUUCAUCACUAGUAUAUUACAACUUCAUUAGAACAUCUGUCAACGAUGGAAACCAAGAAGCACAGAGUAUAUAAGGUCGUACUCACCGGAGGCCCUUGCGGUGGCAAAACUACCGGGCAAUCACGUCUGUGCACGUUUUUUGAAAAUAUGGGAUGGAAGGUAUUUAGAGUACCAGAAACAGCAACAGUUCUUUUGAGUGGUGGGAUAAAAUUCACAGAUCUCUCAGCACAAGAGGUGUUGGCGUUCGUACCUCACUCGUGUCCAAUUUGUGUGGCGAAGUGCACUGGACAUGGCAACAGUAGUGAGGCAUUCAAAUUCCAGGAAAAUCUUCUGAAAACCAUGCUGCAGAUAGAAAAUACUUUCUUUGCUCUUGGAGAAUCCUGUAGUAGAGAUUGUUUGAUUAUCUGUGAUAGAGGUGCCAUGGAUGCUUCAGCCUUUAUAUCAAAGGAAAAAUGGGAAAGGAUGAUGUCAUCAAAUGCUUGGAAUUCAGUCGAAUUAAGAGACAAUCGUUACAAUCAGAUUAUCCACAUGGUUUCAGCUGCUAAUGGUGCUGAAGACUUUUAUUCAACAGAGGAUCAUGCAUGUCGCAGUGAGGGUAUAGAUUUAGCACGAGAUUUGGAUUAUAAAGCAGCAGCUGCAUGGGUCGGACAUCCGUAUUUUGAUGUUAUUGAUAAUUCUACAGAUUUUGAAAUGAAGAUCUGCAGGAUGAUUGAUAGUGUGUGCCAAAAACUGGGUAUUGAUACUGGUGAUCGUCUUCGAACAAAUUCAAGAAAGCUUAAAUUUUUGGUUGGGAGCUUGCCGCCUGAUUCACUUUUUCCACCUUUUCAAGAUUUUGAUGUUGUGCACAAUUAUUUACAGACAAACACACCCAGUAUGCAAGCUCGUCUAAGGAAAAGAGGCCAAAAUGGUCACUGGAGCUACAUACACACAAUCCGAAAGCCAAAGAUUCGUGACCAGAUUGUGGAAGUGAGAACUCAGCUCACUCACAGAGACUAUAUAAAUAUGUUGGCCCAAAAAGAUGACUCACAUUUCACAAUUUUCAAGAAAAGGAGAUGUUUCCUUGUUAAUAACCAAUAUUUCCAGCUGGAUAUUUACAAAGAGCCAUGUCAUCCAAGGUGUAAAGGUCUUGUCCUGCUUGAAACAUACACAAGUGCUGAUGAUAGUGAACUACACAGAAUUCUCCCUCAGUUCCUGACCAUCAUAAAAGAAGUCACGGGCAAUCCUAAUUUUUCCAUGUUCAAUCUCUCCCUACGUGAAGAAUGGGAUACUACAAAGAAAUUCUGUCACUCAUUGCAAGGUACCGUUGAUGAAGCAACUGGAGACAUACAAAAAAAUGGUCAGAAAGAGCCUCAGCUAGUAAAUGGAGUGUAAGAAAAUAUUUAUAUUGCUACUUUCAAAUGCAUAUAGAAGAUGGCAUUGAAAUUAAUCUCAUUUUACAAAGUGUAAAAGUUGUACUUUUCUGUGAAAAUAGUAAGUUAGUUUCCUUUGUUCUUGUUAGUUGAAAUGGCAAGAGCAUUGCUAAAACACACUAAAUUUACUUUACAAUAGUGUGUUUAGCUGUAAAUAAAUAAUUUUCUUACUGCAGUUAAAUUUUGGCUACAUUAACUUUAUAUUGAAAUUAUAUUAAUCACUGAAAGCUCAUUUUAAGAAAAGGUAAUGAACACUGAACUUCUGCUUGGGGGGGGGGCAGUGAAGAGGAAAAUAGGAAGAGAAACGCAAGGAGAGAAAUUGAGAAGAAAUUAAAAAUAUUUUUUUGUGGAAGUGUCUGAACACAUACAAGAAGAAAACAGAUUAAGAGACACACAAUGAGAGGUCACUAUUUUCAAGUGGCUGUAUGAUGUCACGUGUGUGGGUACGUGCGCGUGCGCGCACGCACACACACACACACAAGUUUUUUCUAUUUUUAGUACACACACUGGUGACACCCAGAGUGUUUAGGACAUUUUCUUUGAAGCUAUAGGCUAUCUUGACAGAAAUUUCCUCAAUUGUCUGAUUAGUUUUCCUGGCCCAUAAUUUUAUUAUGUUUCAACUAUUUAUUACAUUAUUAGCAUCAGAAAUAUUUUCUUGUUGCGUAUUCAUACAUUUUGAUGUCUGCUAUCUUUGUGAUGCUCAUUACCUUACAAGUGCAUGACACAUUUGGUGUGUGUGCGGGUGCAAAUUACGCAAGAUAAAGUGGAAUAGCUCAAAAGCUUGGAACAUGUCCAUUGUGUUACAUCUAUCUGUGCUUCUGAAAAUUGUGGUGUAGCUAUGUACUUGAAGUAGUUGGGCAGACCAGCAUAUGACAAGUGACUUAACAUUACUUAGUGACAUCCGCUAUAAAAAAAAAAAAUAAAUAAAUUAAGAAUUUCUGAAGAUAUGGAAUGAAAAAAACAACAGAAUUGAAGAAAAAGUAAUUUAUUCCAGUACUUCACAAUUUCUUUUGCCUUUUAAUUUGAUAUCAUCAAAAGAGCAAAUAACAUGCAAUUAACAUUGUGAACGCAGGCUAAUUUGUGACAUAUAUAUUCAGUUAGUAACAUGUCCCUCUGAUUUUCCAAAUUAACUUUUGUUGUAUGGAAUAUUUCAUCUAAGUAAAUUUCUCUGUAAAAUCAGGGACGGGUGGAAAAGGUUAAAUUUGAGCAGCAUACUGUAAAUGACUCGUGUUGAAUAAUUUGACCCAUUAUACUCAAAGUAUAAACACACUGUACAGUACACUGACAAUGGACAUUUAGAAGGUAUGUUAAAUAUAUCUGAAACUAGCUUCUGCUUGUACAUAUCACUUAGUGAUGAUGAUGUGAAUGCAAAUCUUGGCACUGUAUCUAGUAAGAGACAAAAACUGUGCACAGGCACAGUAAAUUGGCAAGAUAAAAGAAGCCACUUUGAUGAGUCGCAUCACUGUUGCUAAAUGCAAGUUAUUUGUGGAAUGCUUUAUAUCACACUAUAAUAAUUUGUUACGUAAGAUAAAGCAGUGCUCUUACCAUUUCAUAGAAUUUGUGAUUUAUUUGAUAAGUAUUGCUUGUACCUCAGACUGAUACACACAUUGGUGAAUAGAGAAACUUCCUGAAGUCCUUUUCCACUUGUAGUGUAUGCUUGUAGGUUUCACUGAUUCAUAUUGUGUUGUGUCUUCUGAGUGACAGAUUUCAUUUUACUACCUUAGUACAUCUAGUCAUUAAUUGCAACUGGCAUACAAUAUUACUGAAAGGUUACACAGUAGUAGCUUAACUGUUGUUCCUGUUUUGUCUGGUACUUACAGCUGUUUUGAUGACAUCCUCAUUUCAAAAUCAGCUUUUGUCUCCUACUGUGUGGUGUAUUGUGUGCAUUGUUGCAAAUGUCUUUCUUGCAGAUUGAAGUGGGCAAAUGUUAGUGCCUUUUUGUUAACUGAAAUUGUAUUAUGUGAUAUCUUCUUACUUUAGCCAUUGUGUGUUUACUCUAUGGUUAUACAAGUAAUUGAAAAGGAUUUUUGAAAAGAAAACAAAGUAUUUGUAUUUUUAUGUCACAGAAUCACACAAAACAGCUUUAUAUUUUCACUUACAUUGGAAAUUCCAAUGAAUUCAAAUAGUGGAUCAUAACUGCUAGUUGAAGUAUUUCAAAGACAGUAUUGUAUUGUGUACUUAAAAUGGAUCUAGAAAGACAAUUUUCUUUGUACCUGUAGCUUUUCAUUGUUACUUUUUACCUGUGUGCAUACAUUGUGUGUGUUUGAACUGUCCUAAUAUCUGUUACAAGUAAUAUAACUCUUGUUUUGUACUUCUUGCUGAAAGAGGAGCAGUUUAUUCACUAAAUUGAAAGCUUUUUUUAUCUUACUUUUGUCACUGAUGAUACAGUGUGACUGUAUUUGCAAUACAUUGUUGCUGACUAAAGUUAAAUCACUGUGUUGCAGAAGUUAGGCACUGAAUAUUAUAAAGUCCUGUUUUAUAUCUUCAUUUCUUUUACCUGAUUGCUUUAUAUGAUGCUUCUGAUUUCAUGUUCCAAAACUUCUAUUAUAUUUAGUAUUAAACAACAAUAGCACAGUAACUGUACAACUAUUUGGCAUCAUCAUUGUACACAAUUCUGAUUUCUGAGUUAAAAUACUGUUUGUUAUGGAUCAUAAUAUUACUAAAAGUGUUUUGCAUAACAUUAUAAUAAUUCAUUAUAUGACACAGAAGGCAUGUCCAAAAUUUAGGACAGAAUUGUAACUAUUACCAACCCAAUAUUUUUUUUUAAUUUUGCAAAAUCUGUUAGUAAAAGAAUUAGAAUUGUUCACAGAAUGAAUGGAAGUUCCAGUAUGACCCACAGGUCAGAGAGGAAUUGGUUAUAUUAAUUUGCACUCUCUCUCUCUCUCUAGUUUGUUUUCCUCUUUAGUUAUUACAGAUAAAGUUAAUGUUUUUCCUGUCUCUUAUUAUUUUGUGAUCACUUGUACCAAAAUUAUGCUCCAUACAUUUUUAUAUAUAAAAAACAGUGGUUCAGAUAGUAUAUGUCUGUCAUGUGCACUGAAACCAAUUAAGAUAUGUAUCUUCCAUGUCUUUACUGACUAGCUGUUGCCACAAACAUUAAAAAACAAACUGUAAGGAAUGAUAAUAUUUUAAAUGACUUCAGCCUAAGAUAUUUUAAUCUUCAAGAAAGUUUGUAUUUUUUGUGCAUAAUGUGCUAUAAAAAGUCAAAGCUUAUUAAUAACUAUUUUUCCAUCACUUCAAAAUCUUUCAUAUGAAAACACUCAAAGGCAUUAAAGAACAUAACCCCCCAUAUAUAGAUGGGUCUCAGUAUUAUUUUAUUUUCUCCAUUUUAAGUAAAAUAAUUUGUACAUUAAAAUUGUUUCACAUGCCAAAAUUAUUUAUAUGCAUAUAAUUUAGUUGCAACAGGGUCCACAGCUGUGAUAUACUUCUUGAAACAAAUAAGUUUUCUUAAUUGGCUGUUUUUCAUUUCCAUGCUAUUUUGUGUAUCAUAUUAUUUUGGCUCUGUAGCCAUUUUCAGGUAAAAUGUUUAACCUGUUAACUAUUUGUUUCAGGUUAGUUGUAUAAUUUUAUGUGCGUCUGUUGUUGGCUGGGCUUGAGAGCUAUAGCCACGAUAAUUGUUAUAGUACAAACAGUAGCACACAAGCAAGCCAUUUACUAUCCUCAGAAUUGUGUAUGUGUAACCUGAAACAACAUAGUACACAAAAUGAAAUGGAAAUGAAUGACAGCCAGUUCAGGAAACUUAUUUCUUCCAAGAUAUUUAUAUGCAGUUAAUGCAAAUACUGUCUGGAUUCAAUAACUGCUUUAGAAUUGUACCUUUUAAUGCUAUGGACUAUGGGUUUCAGUUCUCAGUGAUCGUCAACAGAUUUGCAAGUGUGCCUGUAUAGUAUAUAUACUUAACAUCUCAUCAGAAAUGAUGUAAAAUACAAGUAAUAUCUGUAAGAUUUUGUGAUCUGUAACCUGUAGACCACUUUAACAAUGCACCCAGCAGUAUUAAAAUGUUCUAUUUUUUCAUAGUGUGAAAUAGUGAUGUAAUAAUCAUGUUUCUCAGUAACUUCAUUUUUUUGUGUCGUGUAGUAAAGCAAAUUAAAUUUCCUGUUGGUAUUGCAGUUUUAAGAAUUGUUUUCAAAAAUAAAUGAAGAAGACCAUAUGCAUUUCUUAAAA